Scatophagus argus is the source of this 1838-nucleotide messenger RNA. RefSeq names its product intercellular adhesion molecule 3-like. The record is from RefSeq and is a predicted model, not a curated record. Gene Ontology annotation, cellular component: membrane. The transcript has 7 exons. Gene Ontology annotation, biological process: cell-cell adhesion. Gene Ontology annotation, molecular function: integrin binding. NCBI's taxonomy places the organism in Eukaryota, Metazoa, Chordata, Actinopteri, Scatophagidae. The coding region runs from base 203 to 1336 and encodes 377 amino acids.
GGAAUCGCCCGAUCAUCAGCUUCAGACACACACACACACACACACACACACACACACUCCAAUAAAAACCUGAAGUGUACCCUGCGUUUCCUCAGACGCCUCACAGGCCGUACCACCGCCUGCAUCACGCAGUCAGUGACUGGAGUUUGAGCGAGACGUCGUAUCAGCAGCCGGCGCUGUGAGUCAGGGAGGCUGAGGAAGGAUGAGUGCAUCUGGAUGGCGAGUCACGCUUCUGCUGUUAAACCUGUUCGGCUCAGCUAUCCCAUCCCCCGUUCCCGUUUACACACCUGCCCCAUUGCUUCCAUCACAAAUAUCCCCUCCCUCUCGCUCUCCAACAAUCCUCCCAUUUCUGCCUUCUCCUGCCCUCAGUAUCGCACACCGCAUCCCUCCCCCCGACAGCAACUCUGGAGAGUUAACGCUGAAAGACCGCUGCCCUCUGACGAUGUCGCCCUCCGCCCUGGUGGUCAGGUUCGGAGAUCCAGUCACAGCAAACUGCUCUGUACAGAAGAUGGGCUUUUCUCUCCUUGGUUGGGAAGUCUCACUGGCACCUCCUGAACCCACCAUGGAUCAUUUUCUUGUUUGGAAAGUGGACAACAUAACUACGUGGAACAUCGAGCCUAUGUGUUAUGCACUAUCUGACCAGGGAGGACAGUGUCACCUCAAACUUCCUCUAAAAGUCUACAAGCCUCCUGAUAAGGUGACCAUCAGCCUUGUUAAUCACACCGGGUCGCUGUAUGAGGGGCACCAGUACUCUCUGCGGUGCACAGUCCAUGAUGUUGCUCCUGUUGAAAACCUCGUUGUGACCUUCUACAGAGGACAAACAGCACUGAGUCAACUGCAGUCCAGCAGCAGCAGCAACAACAACAACAACAACACAGAGAAUCCAUUCACUGAAUUCUUUACUUUAAACAUCACCCCAACUAAAGAUGAUGACGGAGUCCAGUACUGGUGUGAAGCCAAGCUGGAACUGGGACCUGAAGGACCUCAGCAUCCUCCAGUGGUGAAGUCUCAAAAAUUCACUGCCACAGUGCUCUUUGGGCCACAGCUCGUCUGUCCAACAAAACUGCAGGUGAGGGAGGGCGAGAGCCUCAGCUGUGAGGUGAGAGGAAACCCUCCGCCAUCGGUCACCUGGUUCAGAGACGGGCAGGUGGUGACCCCGCCCACUAGCUCGAGCAGAAAGCAUGCUGGGAAAUACACAGUGCUGGUGAAAGGAUUUCUUGAACAGAGAAACUUCACGGUGGAGGUUGAGGUCCUUGAAGGCAGUGGACCUGCAAACAGCUACAAUGCAGACGUCCUGUUGGCUGUCGGGCUUCUUCAGGUGAUCAAUUGGCUGUAAAACCUCCAGGAGGAACCCAAUAUGAGCUUUCCAUGCUGUGUGGAUGAACUGCUCCUGCUGAGAAAUGUUCAUCAAGGAUGAGUCCCUGGCUUUGUUGCCAUUUGUUAAAAUGGUCUUUUUGUGCAUCUUUGUUUUCAACACUGCAGAUGAAUGUUCUCUUUCGGAGAACUUAUGCUCAGGUACAUUUUCUUAUGUUAAUAAACUGAAGUUUCUAUGUAAUCUUCCACACAAGGUAAAUCUCACAUUGUCCAGACUGACAGCUGCUCCAGAAGAAAGUCACAUUCUAGUUUUGUACAACAUAAUAAUCUCAGUUUAUGAACAAUCUGGACCUUUUUCCACAACAUGUUACGUCUUUCCCGUGUAAGUCCACACUACAGAAAAUACAAGUGUGACAUCUACACUUUGUCUGCUGUACAAUAAAAUGCUGAAUUAUGAUGUCCAAUAGCAGGAUGUUAUUGCUUUAAGACUUGAACUUGUACAAAUAAAAACACAGCCACAAUUA